Molecule: messenger RNA, 780 nt
Organism: Xylaria bambusicola
Lineage: Eukaryota; Fungi; Ascomycota; Sordariomycetes; Xylariales; Xylariaceae
Exons: 2
Coding region: 1-780 (259 amino acids)
Molecular function (GO): oxidoreductase activity, acting on the CH-OH group of donors, NAD or NADP as acceptor
Source: RefSeq, a predicted model, not a curated record
AUGGACGCUCUCUUCUCACUCAAGGGUGAGACGGCGCUCGUCACAGGCGGUACGCGGGGCAUUGGCGCCGCCGUCGCUAUUGCUCUUGCUGAAGCAGGCGCCGAUAUAAUACUUGUUCAGCGCAACGACACGGUAACAGAGACACAAAAAACAAUCGAGGCCCUUGGACGCAAAGUCAUCGUGUACGCAGCUGACCUAUCCUCCGCCACCGACGUAGCAGGUCUCAUUCCGCAAGUUCUAGCAGACGGCCACUCGAUCCGGAUCCUCGUAAACUGCGCGGGGAUCCAAAUCCGGCAUCCAUGCGAGGACUUUCCCGACGAUGACUUCAACGCCGUGAUGCAAGUGAACCUGAACUCCGUAUUCACACUAUGCCGGGACGCGGGGAAACACAUGCUUUCCCAACCCCCAUCUCCAAUCACCGGGCGUCGAGGCAGUAUCAUCAACUUCGCCUCACUACUAACGUUCCAAGGCGGAUUGAAUGUCCCGGCAUACGCAGCUAGCAAAGGCGCCGUGGGGCAGUUGACGAAGUCCUUCGCAAACGGGUGGAGUGAUAAGGGGAUCACUGUCAAUGCGAUUGCCCCGGGAUACAUUGCUACGGAGAUGAAUACCGCGCUGCUGAAUGAUGAGGAGAGGUUGGCUAGUAUUAGUGUGCGGAUACCGGCGGGGAGAUGGGGGACUCCGGAGGAUUUUAAGGGUAGUGUGAUUUAUUUGGCGAGUAAGGCCGGCGCGUACGUUAGUGGACAUACUCUGGUUGUGGACGGUGGAUGGAUGGGGAGGUAG